This is a messenger RNA of Drosophila albomicans, 1552 nucleotides long. RefSeq names its product aladin. The record is from RefSeq and is a predicted model, not a curated record. Bases 58 to 1473 code for a protein of 471 amino acids. Gene Ontology annotation, molecular function: protein binding. The transcript is spliced from 4 exons. Gene Ontology annotation, biological process: nucleocytoplasmic transport. Lineage: Eukaryota; Metazoa; Arthropoda; Insecta; Diptera; Drosophilidae. Gene Ontology annotation, cellular component: nuclear pore.
UAUGUGUGAGAUUGUCACAUCGCUUAGCCGGCUGCGUGCAGUGCACAAAAUAUUUAAAUGGCAUCGUUGAGUAAUUUAAAGCAAUGUCACAAAUUCAACUCGCCCACAAGUGGUGGGCGCAAUUAUAACUAUGUCGCCGAGUUGGACAAUUAUCCAGUUAUCAACCUGAAGCCAGAACUAAGCGGCACAACGUUCUCACAACGCUUCACAGCAGCACAAAGUUUCAUACCGGACGAAAGCGAAAGCGUGCCAAAGCGCAUUACGCGGGCAUUUUUCGAUGGCGGCUUCUUGGAGUCCCUGGCCGAGGCGCGCAGCCCAAGGACGCGUGAACAAAUGCCAAUGAUUAGCCGAACAGCGGACUGCAUUGCCGAUCUGCUGGAACGCUACAAUUCCCUGCAAUUGAAUCUGUGUCCCCACAAAGGCGAAUUGAAUGCGGAGCGCAUUGCACAAUAUGUGGAAACAAGAGACUGGAUAAAUAGCGCUAUCCGCUGCAUGGCCUGGCACUGUGAUCUCUUUAAAUUAGCAAUCGCCGGCGUUGACGAUAUGGUGCGCAUCUAUAUGCGGCGAAUAGACAACAAUGGACAGCCCUUGGUGCUCAAGAGUCCCGCCCAGACGCAGAUCACGUGCAUGGCCUGGCGUCCGAUGUGCCCCUUUGAGCUGGUCGUGGGCUGCCAGCAGGGUUUGUGCUUCUGGACCAUUGAUGGCAAUUUGCAUUUGGGGCGCAUCACGAAUCCCAGCCUAGUUUUGAAACAUCCAAACAAAGUGCCCAUUAGCACGCUGCAGUGGUCGCAGGAUGGCACACUGCUGGCCACCGGUUCCAUUGCUGAUCCUGAUAUACUCAUCUGGCAGAUAGACAAUGGCAGCAUGCUGCCGCUGCGUCGCAUUGGUCCGCCUGGCUCGCUGCUCAAGUGGUCGCCGGACAACGAAUGGCUCUUUGCCAGCACCGUGGGUCGUGUGUUUCGUGUGUGGAAGUGCAACGAGCGCUGGACAACGGAUCGUUGGGUGUGCAACGAGGGCAAUGUGCAGGCCGCCUGCUGGUCACCCUGCGGUCGCUUUCUGCUCUUCGCCAGCACCGCCGAACCCAUCCUGUAUCGCAUAGAAUUCGUACAGCUGCUGCUGGGACCCACGAAGGGCUCCGAUGACAAGGAAGUGGUGCCCGUGGCGGAUCUGAAUGCCAUUCCCUUGGAUGGCAGCAACACCAAUCUCAUUGGCGGCGCCGUGCAGCAGCUAGCCUGGGAUCCACAUGGCAAAUUCCUGGCCAUCACAUUCCGUUCGACAAAUGCGAUUGCCAUAUUUCGGACAUUCAUACAGAAGUUUGGACUGCAAAUAUCCGUGGGCUAUUAUCUGUUGGGUGACACGCCCACUGAGUAUCCCAGCUAUGUUUGCUUCCAGCCGCUGAACAGGGAAAACAAUCGAACGGUGUUGGCCAUUGGCUGGUCAACUGGUCGCAUACAGUUUCAUGCUUUGGAAUGAUUCGAGUUGAUUUUAAUAUUUAUUUUUUUUGGUUUUCUUGCAUAUAAGCGUGUUAAUAAAGGUACACAAAUUACAAUAA